Molecule: messenger RNA, 2586 nt
Organism: Adineta ricciae
Lineage: Eukaryota; Metazoa; Rotifera; Eurotatoria; Adinetida; Adinetidae
Source: the annotation of a GenBank genome assembly
AUGAGCGAAGAUUUCGAUUUUCGCGUGGUUUUGAUCAAAAUUCAAAACUUAUUGAGUGACAGUGAUCGGAAACAGUUGCAUUUCUUAUUCGGUGAAGAUAUUCCACGUACAUUACAAGAGGAUGGCUCACUAUCAAGUUCAAUCGAUGCAUUUCAACGACUUUUGGAUGGCGCGAAAAUAUCUUCAACUAAUUCCGGAUAUCUCGUUCGUGCAUUACGAGAGAUUAACCGAGAAGAUUGUGUUAAACGGUUAUCAGAGUAUGACAAACUCAUAUCGAAAGUUAAUCAAACAGAACAAGAUCGAAACGAAGCUUCGACUAUCUCACAGCCGAGCCAAUCAAAUUGUCCAACUUCAGCCGACAUUAUGCUAGAUAUUGAAGAUGAGGAUGGAGGAACUGCUACUUUACUUUCCCAAACUGAACCGCAAAGCGCUCCAUCGAUUCCGUUUGAACCUCCUGUUGCAGAACCAAUGGACUUUCAAAGUAUCGAUUUAAAACCGUUUGAAGACUAUGCAUGUGAAUGGACCGAAGAUUAUUCGAAAGUGCUCGGUCUGAAACAACAUCCUCGAAGUUACCAAAUCGAGAUUAUUCGAGACGCUAUUCGCCAUAAAAACACCAUUGUUUGUCUUCGUACCGGCGCGGGUAAAACCUUUAUCGCAUCUGUUCUAAUCAAAUACUAUUUUAUCAAAAAACAAAAAGAGCAACCGAAUUCAAACUUUUCGGCUUUAUUCUUUGUCCCGCGGAAAGCUAUUCGAUUGCAACAGGCCAAAGCCGUGUCUGAGAUCGGUAACCUACGAGUUCAGUUAUGUCAAGACGAUCAAACCAUCGAUCAAUUAAUCGAUACUCAUCAUGUCAUCGUCGCAACGCCAAAAAAAUUCGGCAAUUGCCUCAGCAAAGGAACGGUACGCUUAGCACAAUUAGAUUUACUCAUCUUUGAUGAAUGUCAUAACACAUCCGGUGGAAAUCCAUAUUGCGAAAUUAUGCAGUAUUACUUAUGUCCAAUGAAACAGCAGAGCACAUCUUCAAUACCUUUGAUUAUCGGCUUAACGGCAACCGUGAGUGCGAAAGAUGCGAAUGAAAAGAAGGAGCCGAUUGACAAAAAUCUCGUUAGUAUAUGUAGUAAGAUGGCAAGUCUAACCAUCUCAACUGUAUGUGAUCCGGCGAAUAUCGAGGAAAUGAAUCGUGAGAUUAGUCGGCCGAAAAAUGAUCAAUUUGAAUGCGUACAGACGUUUCAAUAUGAUGCUUAUUUUGAUGAAUAUUCCAAAAUGUAUAAAGGUCUGGUCGAACAGAUCAAACAGCAUUUGGAUAAUAGAGGAUCGUUAAAUGAACAUGAGAUCGGCUCGCCGAGUUUUAUUGGUCAGUUAGUUUUAUUAAAACGGUCGUUCGAGAUGAAAGGCGAUGUGAACAAUACGAUUAUCUGUGAUUAUUUAUUACUGCUGACAAAAAAAUAUUCCGCACUUCGAGAUUUGCCGUUUGAUAUGGUAGUGAAAAGUAUAAAAGAGAAAAUCGACCAAUAUCAUGACGGAUAUGAACGUCCUGUUGAUAUGGAUGACACGCUGUACGAACGAUGUCGAACAGAACUAAAAAAUAUUUUAGAGAAAUAUACGGAACAUCCAGCAGUCAAUCCGAAAUUGGAGUCAUUAGUUCAACUUUUGAAACGGCAUGCUUUAGGAGCGACCAAAGGUCUCGUUCUGGUUAAAACCACAUUUUAUGUAAAAACACUUCAUGAUUAUCUAUCUACACAUCCUGAACUAAUAAAUCUUGUGAAACCAACAUGGAUUGUCGGUCAAAAUAGUGCCGAUCAUUCGUUGACAAUACAUGAUCAAGAAGCAAAACUACAACAAUUCCGAGGAAAUGAAUGUAAUGUGUUGAUUGCGACAGAUAUUGUACAAGAAGGUUUGGAUAUUCCGACAUGUUCGUAUGUCAUUCGUUAUGAGUUUGUCUCGGAUGAAAUUGGAACGAUUCAGUCACGUGGACGUGCACGUGCACAAAAUAGCUCUUACUAUCUAAUCACUGAACAAGAUUCAAUCAAUCAUACGCGAGAAAAAAACAAUAAAACCCGCGAAGACUAUAUGGAGGAGACUAUUGCUGAAUGGCCAAGAUUUGACAAAGAAAAAUUUCGUAAUGAUGUUGAGGCUAAAACUAAAUCGUUGAUCAAAGCAUGGGAAACCGAUUUACAAAAUGAACAAAAGCAGAGAAAUGUCUUGAGACAAGUUGGUAGAAAGGAUGGUGCCAUAUAUUGUCGCAAAUGUAAUGCAAAAUUAGGCGAACUUUCGUGGUUGAAGAAACGAAAUACAACAUAUUUUAUCAAUAAUGUCGAGUUUUUCACGGGAACAGAAUGCAAACUUGACAAAACAUACACAAAUUUCCAAGAGAAUUUAGUUAUGGGAGAGGUAAAAUGCACUUGUGGAGAUUCGUUGGGCGGUUGUCAAAAGUUUAUGGAUAGACCAGAAUUAGGAACACUAUGCGCAUUAAAAUGUAAACAAAUUAAAUUUAAACUUGUUGAUGAACCAAAUUAUAUCGAAUUUGCACAAUGGAGCAAAAAUAAUCGUUUUGAUGUUGAAGAACUUCAGGAGAUUGAUAAUUAA